AUGCCGAUCGAAAUGAAAGACGGUGGGUUGCCUGGAGGCGCAGCCGAGGCAGGUUCACCGGCCGCGGCAACGGUCCCGCCCGCUAAUACCAUCGCGGUAGUCUAUGCCAGGCUACCAAUACCGCCAAUGAGCAGCACAAAUAUUGAGGCCUGGUUUACUUCAAUGGAUUUUUGGUUUGCUGCUUCAGGCAUCACGGCCGAGAAGCAAAAAACGGCAACUGUUUUGGCAGCGCUGGACCCAAACGUCCUCGCUCAACUGGGGGAUGUCAUUGCAUCGCUACCUCAAAACGACAGGUUCGAGUAUGUGAGGCAAAGAAUUAUCGAGCACUUCGCCGAUAGCGAACAGCGACGCCUCAACCGCGUACUCUCAGAAUUGCCACUGGGGGAUAAGAAACCGUCAGAACUAUUCUUUGAAAUAAAGCGCGUCGCUGGCAACACACUCGGCGAUACGGCGCUCAAAAGCCUCUGGAUCAAACGUUUACCGGAGUUCGCACAAGCAGUUGUAGCAGCUUCAUCCGGUUCUGCGACCGAAUUUACGAAAACAGCCGACACUAUAGUGGAUGCUAUCGCGCCGCUUCAAGUGAACCGCGUUAAGUCGACACCGCAAAAUGAAGUCAACGAACUACGUGCAUUCGUAAUGGAACUAGACAAAAAGCUUGAAAAAUUCGCUAUUCGUUCGCGCUCGCGCAAUCGUGGGCGGUCAAGCUCACGACCAAGAGCAAAUGCCCGAAACAACUCGCAAACAACAGCAAAUUCGCAAGAAACGUCAUCUGUCGCAGCCCAAGACUGUUGGUACCACCAGAAAUAUGGGUCCGAUGCUCGGAAAUGCCGUACACCGUGCCGCCGCAGAAACCACGUGGUUCGAGCGGUAGACUCCGCAUCUGAUGCAUUGUGA
Molecule: messenger RNA, 894 nt
Organism: Rhagoletis zephyria (snowberry fruit fly)
Lineage: Eukaryota; Metazoa; Arthropoda; Insecta; Diptera; Tephritidae
Source: RefSeq, a predicted model, not a curated record